UGGGAGAAGUUGACGUGCGGCCGCUCGUCCAUCCUCGCACCCCCGCGCCGAUGGACGCCGACGCGGACAGGGCGCGCCUCCACGCCGCCCUGUGAACGAUGAACCCCCGCCCGCCCGGCCCUCCCUCCGGCGCGCAAUGGCUUAACCGGAGAGACAUGAGCGUCCGGAGCGGGGACCGCGUCACGCUGUGCCAGAGGGCGCUGCAGAUCGUCACCGACCUCUGCCUCACCGAACAUGUGGACCGGGAGAAAUGCUCCGACAUAUUCCCCCUGGAGAGCGGCGUUCCGGGCGAAGGACACGCAGACAUCUCCAUCAGUCUCCUGGCGGUGGUGGUGGGUUUCUGCGGCCUGGCCUUGUUGGCAGUGUCCUUGUUCGUCUUCUGGAAGCUGUGCUGGCCCAUCUGGAGGAGCAAAGCUCUGACGGGCCACGGAGGAAACGUCGGCCUCCACGUGGCCUUCCCCGAGGCGCCGCCGCCCGGCUCGCCGCCGCUGCCGGAGUGGAAGGCGGCGGCGCUGGCGGAAGAGAAAAAGAAGCAUCCGCCGGAGGUGAAGAUGAACGGGAAGAGCUCGGUCAAGAUCCUGGAGGCGGCCAUGAAGAUCAGUCAUACGUCGCCCGACAUCCCGGCCGACGUGCAGACCACCCUGAAGGAGAAGCUGAGCCAGCAGGCCAAAAUCCAGAGACAGACCACCGAGCCCACCUCGUCCUCCAGGCACAAUUCAUUCCGGCGCCACCUUCCUCGACAGAUGAACGUCACCAGUUUCGACUUCAGCGUGGAUGCGGUGCCUUUCCGACAGUCCUCCACGGUGAGCAUCGGGAGAAUCAAACCGGAACUCUACAAGCAGAAGUCUGUGGACUCGGAGGGCGAGCCUAAAGAACCCGUGGAGACGUGUGGCAAACUGAGCUUCUCUCUGCGUUACGACUACGAGGAACAGGCUUUGGUGGUGAGGAUCCUCAAGGCCUUGGAUCUGCCGGCCAAAGACUUCACGGGGACUUCCGACCCAUAUGUGAAGAUCUACCUGCUGCCCGAGAGGAAGAAGAAAUUCCAGACACGAGUUCACCGCAAGAAUCUCAACCCCACGUUUGAUGAGACAUUCUGCUUUCCUGUUGUGUACGAUGAGCUCUGCAAUCGCAAGCUGCACUUGAGUAUCUACGACUUUGACCGGUUCACCAGCCACGACAUGAUAGGUGAGGUGGUGGUAGACAACCUCUUCGAGCUCUCCGACCUUUCCCGGGAGGCGGUGGUUUGGAAGGACAUCCAUGCCGCAACCACGGAGACCGUUGACCUGGGGGAGAUCAUGUACUCCUUGUGCUAUCUUCCCACAGCAGGGAGGAUGACUCUGACAGUGAUCAAAUGCAGAAACCUCAAAGCCAUGGACAUCACUGGAUCUUCAGACCCGUAUGUCAAGGUUCACCUAAUCUGCGAUGGACGCCGGCUGAAGAAGCGGAAAACCACAACCAAGAAGAGCACUCUCAAUCCAGUGUACAACGAGGCCAUCAUCUUUGACAUCCCUCCAGAAAACGUGGAACAAGUCAGCCUGUCCAUCACGGUGAUGGAUUACGAUCGGGUCGGACACAACGAGGUGAUCGGCGUUUGUCGUACCGGGCCAGACGCCGAAGGUCUAGGACGGGAUCACUGGAACGAAAUGUUGGCUUACCCGCGGAAGCCCAUCACCCACUGGCACACCCUGGGAGAGUGGGCUGGUCGGGGGGCAAGCUUCGAGAGUCAAGGCUCGUGUUCCUCACCCAAACCCCCACAGACGCCCUGACGGUGACCACGACGGGUGGCGAUGACGCCCCCCGACUUACUUCGCCUCCCGGCCCCCCAGGUGGUAUAACAACUGGAUGUUGGAAUUCUCGCUCAACACACUUUCUGUCAACUUUUGUUUCUAUGACUUCAAAACAAAAGAACUCACUCACAGUCAACUUGGGUUCUUAGCUCUCAGAUCUCGUAUUAGUCCGAAUCAGACCCGACUAUCAGAUGUGGAGAAUGUAGCAGUGACAUGUAGCAAGUACGGAUAACAGUCUUAUAUAUACAGUGGGGCAAAAAAGUAUUAAGUCGGCCAGCGAUUGUGCAAGUUCUCCCACUUAAAAUGAUGACAGAGGUGUGUAAUUUUCAUCAUAAGUACACUUCGACUGUGAGAGAAUCUGGAAAAAAAAUCCAGGAAUUCAAAUGUUAGGAAUUUUAAAGAAUUUAUUUGUAAAUAACCAAAAAUUCAACUCAAUACUUUGUAAUAUAACCUUUGUUGGCAAUAACAGAGGUCUAACGAUUACUAUGGGUUUUUACCAGGUUUGCACACAGAGUCGCUGGUAUUUUGGCCCAUUCCUCCAUGCGGAUCUUCUCGAGAGCGGUGAUGUUUUGGGGCUGUCGCCGAGCAACACGGACUUUCAACUCCCUCCACAGAUUUUCUACGGGGUUAGAAUAGAAUGAACUUUAUUGUCAUUAUACUUGCAUAUAACGAGAUUUAAGAAGGUUGAGGUCUGGAGACUGGCUAGGCCACUCUAGGACUUUCAAAUGCUUCUGACGGAGCCACUCCUCAUGCUGGUAGACCCAGCAACGUUUCAUUUUCAAAACUCUCA
Molecule: messenger RNA, 2577 nt
Organism: Nerophis ophidion (straightnose pipefish)
Lineage: Eukaryota; Metazoa; Chordata; Actinopteri; Syngnathiformes; Syngnathidae
Gene: syt10
Product: synaptotagmin X
Exons: 7
Coding region: 99-1766 (555 amino acids)
Biological process (GO): cellular response to calcium ion; regulation of calcium ion-dependent exocytosis; calcium-ion regulated exocytosis
Cellular component (GO): membrane
Molecular function (GO): phosphatidylserine binding; clathrin binding; calcium-dependent phospholipid binding
Source: RefSeq, a predicted model, not a curated record